AUGGCCUCGCUCGCCCUCCCAUCUCUUCUGCGCACAUCCACACGCGCCCUGCGGAACCCCAUCCCCGCACUCUCCCCAUGUUUAUCCCGCAAGAUCUCUACGAAGCACCCAGUGGGCUUUGUACCACCCACAGAAGAUGAUUUACUAGAGCUAAGAGAGCGGGUGCAAGAUUUUACAAGGCGCGAGAUCCCUGCCGAGGUUGCUGCUCGGACUGAUGAGCUCAAUGAGUUCCCUGCUGAGAUGUGGCAGAAAAUGGGUGACGCUGGAUUCCUCGGUGUUACUGCGAACGAAGAGUAUGGUGGUUUGGGUAUGGGCUACCAAGCUCACUGCGUCGUCAUGGAGGAGAUUAGCCGGGCAUCUGGAAGCAUCGGUCUGUCAUAUGCAGCUCACUCUCAGCUCUGCGUCAAUCAGAUCUCCCUCAAUGGCUCGACGGAACAAAAAGAGCGCAUUCUUCCCGGCCUGCUAUCCGGUGAGAAGGUCGGUGCUCUGGCAAUGUCAGAGCACUCAGCAGGGUCCGAUGUCGUCAGCAUGAAGACUACAGCGAAGGAAGUUGAUGGUGGCUGGAUCUUGAACGGAACUAAGAUGUGGAUUACCAAUGGCCCUGACGCCGACUAUAUCGUCGUCUACGCCAAGACAGAGCCCGAGCUGGGUUCAAAGGGUAUCACAGCCUUCUUGGUCGAGAAGUCCUUCAAGGGCUUCUCAUGCGCACGCAAGCUAGACAAGCUAGGCAUGCGCGGCUCCAACACCGGAGAACUAAUCUUCGAAGACGUCUUCGUUCCUAAGGAGAACCUCCUAGGAGAAAUCAACCGCGGAGUCAAGGUCCUGAUGGAAGGCCUAGACCUCGAGCGACUCGUCCUAAGUGCAGGACCACUAGGAAUCAUGCAAGCAGCACUCGAUCUUGUCCUUCCAUACACUCACGUCCGCAAGCAAUUCGGCACCCCAAUCGCCCACAACCAAUUGAUCCAGGGUAAGCUUGCAGACAUGUACACCAAGCUCGCCGCCUCGCGAGCAUACACCUACGCUACAGCCCGGGAAGUGGAUAACGCAGCCGUGGCACCUGGCGAGAUGAUCAUCCGCACUCAAGACUGUGCCGGUGCGAUCCUCUAUGCCGCCGAGCGCGCCACUGAAUGCACCCUCGAUGCGAUCCAGUUAAUGGGCGGUAGCGGGUAUAUCAAUGAGAUCCCUGCUGGACGUCUUCUCCGUGAUGCGAAGCUGUAUGAGAUUGGCGCUGGUACGAGCGAGAUUCGCAGGAUGGUAAUCGGUCGUGCAUUCAACAAGGAGUAUGCUUAG
Molecule: messenger RNA, 1290 nt
Organism: Penicillium antarcticum
Lineage: Eukaryota; Fungi; Ascomycota; Eurotiomycetes; Eurotiales; Aspergillaceae
Exons: 6
Coding region: 1-1290 (429 amino acids)
Biological process (GO): L-leucine catabolic process
Molecular function (GO): 3-methylbutanoyl-CoA dehydrogenase activity; flavin adenine dinucleotide binding
Source: RefSeq, a predicted model, not a curated record